UUAUUAGUAUUAUAAGCACAAAAGUACCUGAAACAUUACUGUUCUUAAAGAAAAUUAUUUUUAAAAAAUGGAUCUAAAAUGGUUUCUGUGAUUGUACAGCCAAAAAACUUGAAGAUAUUUUUAUGCUGACAAACUGUACGUUUUGACUGAGUUUAUAGAGACCCUUGAGUCUGAGGAGAGUGCUCAGUGCAGCACUGGCUGGACUGGAGAUGCUUGUUUGAGAUGGUAGAGAAUUAGAGUAUUCCACCAUAAUGCAAAUAUGACAGACAUACAAACUAAAACAUGUAGUAUAGUCAAUUGUUUAGUGUCAACCCAAAAGUUCAGUGUUCAAAAACAAUCUUUAAUUGAUUUAACAGUUUUGUUCAAUGAAUCUGAUCAAUUUGAUUCGAAACGGAAAUCUGCUCAUCAAUCUGAACUUCUCUUGGCCUUAAAUCAUGGAACAGUUAUCAACGAAUUAAAUCUCACAUACAAGUUUUUGUUAUAUUUAUUUCGAACACGAUUUGAAUGGAUGGACCAAAAUGAUCAACACAAACCAUUCCACUCAACAUCAACAGAGAAGGCAGAGAUAUUUGACCAAAUUGAUCUGUUGUUGAAAAUUAUUUCUACAGAAAGUGUUUGUGUGAAAUCUUUACAAGCUUUUAAACAAAUUGGUCAAGAAUUUUCAAGAUUUCCAGUAGUGAGAAGUCAGUUAGCUGGUCAUGUUAUGGUGUGGUUUAGUAAUGCUGGUUCACAGAUUAAUUCCCCUGAAAUUUAUAUGUUAAUUAUGGACAUAUUAUUAUCAGCUAUAACUGAUGUUUGGUCUACAGUUAGGAAAUCAACUUGUACUAGAUUAAACACUAUACUACAACAUUUAAAUCAUACAAACCUACAUUCUUUAUAUGAUCAACUAAUCCAGAUUUGUCUUGAAAAAUCAAGUCCAUGGCAAACUGUUGAUGGUGCAAUAUUAGGUAUUACAGUGAUAUUAAAUCAGUAUGGUACUAACAAUAAAGCAGAUCCAUCUCUUAAUUUUAUUAAGACUGAUCUUUUAUCAACAGUUUUUAGUUUAAUAUCACACCCUCAGCUUACUAUUAGAGAAACAGCAGCCAAAUCAUUAUUAGUUUACAUUAGUUGUCUUGGUGAACAAGAGGCUUUAAUAACAUUUCAAAAAGUUCUAUUCCUACUCAAUAGUCAACACAACUGUGAUGAAGAGGUAUCAGUCAGUGGUCUUGUGGAAGCUUACAAAGCAGAAGGUCUACUUAAUAUUUGUUGUUCUAUGAUAAAGAUAUUACCUUUAAAGUGCCUGCUGCCGAAAUUGUUGUCAUAUCUAACAGUAUUUUUAUCGUAUUUAUCCCAUGAAGCCUCUACAGUUAGACAGACUACAAGUUCUGUAUUUAAACAGUUGUUGUUAAAAGCAGACUCAAAUCCUGUUUUAUUUAAACUUAUAUUGACCAAAUUAACAUCUGAUUGGAUAACUUGUUACACAGAUUCAAGCUGUAAUACUUUAAGUUUAAUUAAGAGAUGGGAAGGUAAAGAAGGACGUUUAUUUGUAUACGAACUUGUUUGUGAAUAUUUAGUGAAGAACCAUUGGUUGAAUACAUUUGGACCUCUACAGCCAACUAAACAUGGUGAAUUACGUAGAUUAUCCACAUCAACUUUAUCAGAAAGUAAACUGGAGAAUUGUGAUGAUAAAAUAAAAGACAAUAAUGAUACAGUAUGGCAUGAAGUAAUACCAGAAUUUAAAGAUAAAUCUUUAUUAGAACAAACUAGACUUUAUGAUGAGUUCACUAAACAGCAUGAGAAAUGUGUUAAUGAUUUACCCUUGUUGUUUAUGAAACAAUGUAGUUUAUAUACUGAUGGACAUGAACCUAUUAAACCAUUAGAAUUUAUAUGGUUAAAGAAUAUACGUAUAGCAUAUUGCACUGAGUUAUUAGAGACUAUGUUACAUCAAAGUAUAGAAUGUUUAACAGACGGUCAGUGGGAGUUAGCUAGAAUAGCUCAACAGGUUUUACCUGUAUUGAGUGAAGUUAUGAGAUGGUAUAAUAUAGAUAUUAAUAUAAAGAUCAUAGAUAAAUUGAUAGUGUGUAAAAAUGAUGAUAGAUUCAUGUAUGUGGGUAUAUAUUUAUUAAAAGAAUCUCUAGAACACUGUGUACGUCUACUACCUCUACUUAAAGAUCCACCCAAAUCAUGGAAGAAUCCAGAAAGAUGUGUUGAAACAAUUAAUGUGUUGAUAGAAAAGUUAAAAUAUGAAACAGAAAGAUAUAUAAUAUUAUCUGAGGAGAUGUUAAACAGGUCAUCUUAUGACAGAUUUACAUGUAUGGCAACUGAAAUAAUCCUCAUAUUACAUAAUACGUUUGACGUUAACAAAGAUAAGAUGAAGAUUUUGCACCAGGCUAUAUUUAAUAAAUGGCAGAUGUUAUAUCAGUUUUCUCACCCUACAACUCAAAUAUGUCAUAUACUGCCUGAUAUAUCAAAGACACAAUUUAAAUCUCCAUAUACAGGCUAUUUGAGCUGUUGUUUAGUUGAGCCAGAAGGAGAUGUACAGUGUGCUAGACAAGUUGAGAAACAUCUAGUCAUGUCUAUUUAUGAAUAUUUGUCAACAUACCUAUCACAUUAUACUCAACCAUAUUACCUACCUAUAAUUGCUCAUUAUGUUGGACAAUUUGCAGAUGACAGUUUGAUAUCUAAAGAGCUGAUACAAUGUUUGAUGGUUUUAUGUCGUCAAGUUAUAGAACCAAUAUUAACUAAAUCUAUAGAAACUGAAGAUAAGCAAACUUAUUUAAAAUGUAUAUUUUAUACUUUAAAAGAAUUAGCGGCGGUAAUAGCUAUAAAGACAUUUGAUGUAACAUUACUGCAGAAAGUAUUAUCAGCUUACCUUGUUCUCUGUAGACCCAUCAAUCCCAUAAAGCAUCUGCCAACUGUACUAAAAGCAAUAUGUUCUCGAUUAAACAAGCAAAGGCGCAACACUGUAGAACUUUCACCUCGUUUGGGUUCUUCAAAUGGAGGAACUGUAUUUGAGAUUCCACCGCCACAGUUUAAUUAUCAAGGGGAGCUAACAGCUUUAGAGAUAGAAACAGACUUUUAUACAGAACGGGACACUGAUGUUAUAUAUACAGAAUGCUUAAGUUUAAAUGGAUGUAUCGGUGGUAGUAGUAAAAGGAGAGCUGUUAAUUUAUCUUUUGAUGAAACUGGUGGUGAUGAUGAUGAUGAUGAUUGGGAUAGUUGGAAUGAAGAAGAAGAGAGUGACACUUCAUUAUCAGAUUGUUUUCGUAAUUUUUUUCAACAGUUGAAACAAACAAGAAAUAAAGACAGUAAAGAUGUACUUCGGGAAGAAAUCGACAAAUUAAAAGAGGUAGAUGUAGAUGUUCUAAAUAAAUUAUUAAAUUGAUUUAUGUUGCAAGUAAAAUGGUAUUUAAAGCAAAAUUAAUGACCUUUCUAUGAUAUGCGGACAAUAUAUUGUAAUGUGAUCAUUUAUUGUUGUCACCCCUGGGUCUGUUCCUGGUCCAAAAUUUCUUGUGAACACUGCUAACAUUAUAAUUAUUUAGAAUUAUACCUAGCAUUAAAUCUUAAAAGUAAUAUUUAGAACAUAUGUGAUUUCUUCACAAAAAAGAGUUACCACAUAAAGUUUAUUUGCUGUUAAGCAUUUAUGUACAUGUAAAAAAUUGUAAAUAUAACUAGUUACAAAACACAUGUACUGAGUUAUUCAAAAGAAACAUAUCUUGCAUUUGAAUUUUUUCAAAUUUUCACAUAUAUAUAUAUCCUUCUGUAGAAGCUAUUGUCAAUAUUAAUUUCUUGUAUAUUAGUAAAUUUUACUCAAGAUUAAAUAUGUGAAAUGGCUUCUGUAUAGACUGUAAUGUGGAGUUGUAAACCUCAAUGAUACUAAUAAUUUAUUUCUAAAUUAUUUUAUUCUAUUGUAUGUUGGGGGGUUGGAUGGCUGAAUGGUUAGAACGUGCUGUAUCAGAAGGCCUGUUAUUGAGUCAACUGGCGUGGUUUCGAAUCCCCGGUUGUACGUGACAAGGAGUAGGGUAGCCUGUCCAACCUCUUGGGUUUUCUCUGGGUCCUCCGGUUUCCUCCCACUGCUAAAGACCCCUACGCACAAGCGAAUUAUUGAAAUAAAGUUAAACCAUAUGUUAGUCCCGAAAUGACCUAGUUUGUGUCGAGUGGACGUUAAACCCCAUUUCUCCCACUCCCUCUAUUGUAUGUUACUAUGUUUGUAUGUAAACCAAAGAAAUGCUUCUGUGGCCUUUUCAGAUUCCUUGUUAUUUUUGUAUGAAAUGUCUGAGAAUAGCAUUAUUAUUGUUUAAACUUAAGCUUUAACACAUUAUAUAUGCAUGACUUAUUAUUUAAAUGGAGACUGAUUAGAGCAUGACUCAAAUGGGCUAUAACUAUGAUAUGGUAUGAAGAAAAUUCCCUAAAAUAAAAUUGCUUUGAACGGAGAUCAUGCUAGCUAGAUCUUCAAUAUUUAUUAAUUAUACAUACUUUAAUUAAUUGUCAUUAAACUAUUUGUGGCUUUCAAUUUGUGUGCAGAUAUUAUAUGUCACACAUUAGGUUAGGCUGUCUAUGUUAUUUACUGUACUAGUACAUCAUAUGCAGGCACACAUCAUCUUGCUGUCUUUGAUAUUUACUACUACAUCAUAUGUAGGCACUUAACCCUCCCUGUUGUAUUCAAAAGGUUGAAGUGCUCUUUUAUUACCUUUUGAGGUCUUAUCUUUCAUGCUUGUGGCAAAAAUCAUAUUGGAUAAAAGAAAAUGUUUUGUGAUGUUGAAUGUGUCAGCUAGUUAACCUUAAUAGAAAACCUUUUUAAACAUAAGGUGACUGAUUUUGUUUUAUAAUGUUAUUUAUGUUAAUUAUUCAACUUCAAGACUAAUUAUAUAUAAUUACAAACUGAAUAAACAUUUCCAGGUAUUCUAUUCUGACUCCUUGUAAUAGCAGAUUCAAAGGGGAAAAUUGGAGUAUUCCAAGGCACAGAAAAAAAUUAUGAACUAUAUGAAUAAGUUAGUGAGAAUAUAAAUUUGAUGUCUAUAAUCAUGAUAACCAUCACAUUUCAGCCGUAUUGUCUCACAAACACUUCUAGUCAAAAAUCAGAGGUGGGUUUUCAUUGUGUCUUUUAAAGUACAUCAGUUAAGUACCCUUCAUUAUUAUUCCAUCCAAGAUACUUUGUGAUAUUGGCCUGCAUUUUAAAUACAUAAGAUUUAUCUAUUUGUGAUGUUGGGAACCAAAAUAUUAUGUAAUUUAUUUGUUAGUAUAUGAAAAUGUAUUAAGUUGUUAUUUGUAGUUAUUAAUGUUUUAUUUGAAUAAAAAGUCUAAAAGAG
Messenger RNA from Patella vulgata (common limpet), 5288 nucleotides. RefSeq lists its product as uncharacterized. The transcript has 25 exons. NCBI's taxonomy places the organism in Eukaryota, Metazoa, Mollusca, Gastropoda, Patellidae. The record is from RefSeq and is a predicted model, not a curated record. The coding region runs from base 260 to 3364 and encodes 1034 amino acids.